CAAAACAUAAAGCAGCAGCAAGAUGGCGAAGUUGAAAGAACUUUCGUUCCUCUUUUUAUGUUUCUUGUGCAUAAGCAUUUCAUCAUGUGGCAUGAUUGACGGAGUUUUAGACGACAUCACUUCUUGCGUGGACGUUUGUUCGAAUACGUAUUCCCCUCAUACAUAUGAAAAGAGUUACCUUGUGGAAAGCUGCAGAAGAGGAUGUAGAUUUUUCUCCAUAAUGGAACUUAUAUAUGACCAUGAAUGUAGCUUUAAUCUUACUCAGAAAGGCUGUAUAUCAACAUGUGAAGAAGCCUACAACAAAACAGAGGAAUGUGAUGCUUGCUCACUGGGCUGCAAGAGCCAGAUACCACAGGCCAGAAAACAGCAGGAAAUGACCCAGACAGAUGACAUCCAUGUGUUGUACCCACUGAUGUAUGUCCACAGUCUCUAUAGUAACAUGAUAGACAAGGUUUACAAUGGUAUGUCUAUCAGCUGGUCAUUCUACAUGCAGUCGGACAAUGGCAAGGUGAUAGUGGUGCGCUCUGAACCCCAGCUUUAUGCUGACCUGGAGGGCGAUGAACUGGACGAUGAGUACAACACGGCCAACUACCUAGAGACCAACAUGCAGCCCCUAGAUAGAUCAGCCACUCCAAUGUUGAGGAGCUCUCAGAUGCAUCCUCUGCGUAGUGAGCCUGAGCUGGACCUGCGCGAUCCUGAAGCCCAACGGUCAGGUGACUGGUUGACCUGUGUGUCACGUAAAACCGGCCUUCCUCGCCUCUUCCUCAGUCUGCUGCUUCUGUCCUGUGCAGUGAUGAUGAUCUGGCUGUGUUUAGCGGCAACAGUCACUGCACCUGAUCACAAGGUCAAGGCGGAAAAUCAAAAAUUGAGUAUCAACGGUGAUCUGGAGUACUUGAAAGAGCUGGAGGCUAUGGGCAUCAAGCUGAGUUUUCCACAGGACCAGGAGGCAGGGCCUCUCCCCAUUAAACUACAGGUCGAUCGUGUCUAGUAAACCGUCAGAGAUAUCCGCUUCAUAUUGUCUUUCAAAAGACUAACAAGCACUGCUAGCAUCAGUGUCUGUAAAUAUAUAGGAUGUUUAGAACAUUCGGUCAUUGACUAAAUUGUCUUUCAUAUUUGUAGGAUCAUAAUUCUUGUCAGGUGGAUGGUGGAUAUGGCACUUUAUUUUUUAUUUUGUCAAUAUUCCGUGGGAAAAACUUUGCUUAAUAUUUUAUUAGAAACAUUUUCAAGAUGCUUUCCAAGAGAUUAUACUGCUCAAUUAUUUAAGGUACAGCAACUAUUUGAUAAGUAUGAAGAAAAACAAAGUCAUUGUCAUGGAUCUUAUUUUGUUCGUAACUGACAUGACAACUGACAUAAAGCCUAAAAGGGCCAUAAUUUUUGUCUUAAUGAAUUACCUGAAUUUCAUUUAGUCAUAGAGAUCAAAGAGAAAUAAUAAUUCUAAAAUAUUUAAAGAUUGUAGAUAUCUUUUUUAACAACUUAUUAUGUCUGGUGAUGAUAUAUUUGAUUGGCAGUGUACUAUGGCGAAGGGCUAGCAAGUUUUGAUAGAUAUUUCUCUAGUGACUUUGAAUUUGGUAAAGGUAAUUUAUUUCAUCAAAGUCAAAGCAAAACAUCUCGAGAAGGCAAUAAUUUGGAAAAACUGAAAUUUCCUUGCCCCAGGUUCACCAAUAUCGCUUAAUUUCAGGAAAUUCCACAUUAAGUAAAAAAUUUCCAUAAGAAAGCAUUACAGAAUUUAAGGAAAUUUUCUUGAUCAAGAGUUUCUACUUAAAUCCAAAAAUAAUGCUUUCAUAUGGGAAAAAAUUAAGUUAAGGAAUCUCCCAAGAUUCAAAAAAGUUGAUGAAAUAAUUUCAUCAAUUAAGGUACUAUUUUUUUUAUGAAACUAAAUUGAAAUAAAUUAUAUGUAGUCCUUAUGUACCUCAGGCUCGGGUAUAUAUAUUGCAUCACCAUUAGUUUACCAAGCUUCAGUGAGGUGAAAAUUCCUGAAAAAUGUCUUAUAAGGCAUGUGUAGAAAAUUAUUCCAUACAUUAUCUAUUUAUCAGGUACAUAUUCAUUUGAUAGAUAUAUAUGUCACUUGUAAUACAGAGGCUGAAUCUGUAAAUUUUUUUUUUUUUCAAUCUCAGAAAAUUAUAUAUCUUCGUGUAUAUUUGUAUUGAAUGUAUCAUUGUAGAAGUGUAUUAUUUACUGUAUUUAAAGUUGUUGAUUGUUUGAACCGAGUGUUGAUGAAAGAAUAAGUGUGUAUUGUAAAUACAUUUCAUAUCCAGGUGAUAUAAAUGAAAUUUUCAUUUUCACAAAAAUGUGGAAUAUUUAAUAUGUUCAAUGUAGACUGAAGGACGUUUUCAUGUAUAUUUUGUUGCUUUUGUCCCUUAUGUCCAGCCUAUUUUUAUGUGAAACCGCAAUUCAAUGAAGACACUUUACAUACCAGUUAUAUAAUGGUGGUCUAUAUUGUGUCAUAAUUUAUAAUUAUAAAUAAAUAAAUUGUGUGGGUUAAAAAAAAACUAUAAAAUAUUAUACACCAGGUACUAAUUAAAUAUAUCACAAGUUUUAGUAGAGAUCCAACAGAAAGAUAAGUUUGAAUUCUCAUUUGCUAAAUUGUGCCUUUCACUUCCCUACCAAAUGAUGUGGCAAGUUAGACAGAAGGGCUUUUAAUCUCUAAAAGUUUGAUGUGUAGUAGGGCUUGCCUCUAUAAAUGCUGCACUCACAAAUAGGAGGAGCUGUCAUUCAGCUCAAUGAAAUAUCUUUUCCUGUGUGAGGUAUGUCUGUACAGGUGAAAUAUCUUUACCUGUGUGUGGUAUGUCCAUAAAGUGGUACUAUUUGAAGGCAUGACAUUGGGAUUGGGACCGCAUACCGUUAUUUUCAUGAGCAUUAUUUGAGCAAGUUUUAGCAGUAAGCUGACAGAGUAAACUCCAGAAUGCAUGGGUAGUAAACAUUUUACGUGUAACACAGAGUAAACUCCAGAAUACCUGGGUAGUAAACAUUUUACGUGUGACACUACAGACUUUACAAUGAUUGAGUGAUUGGUACUCAUAGCGCUGUUGACAAUCCUCAUGAUACAAAUAAUCAAGAUUUUACAAACUAGAAGUACUACAAGAUUGUAGCUUCCUAUAUUAACGUUAUUCACUUUCAAAAUUUUGCCUGGCAAUUUGAUUUCAACAACAGACCACAAAUGAUUCCCAGGCUUCUAUCUUUGCUUGCAAGUUGUUUUUAUUUGUGUCUGAGGGGUCUUGAUGCUGAAGACAAAUCUGGUUUAAUCAAUGAAGAGCAUGUGGGCUAUUAUUUUUCCUCUUACUUUUUUGAGGGCACAUGUUGCUGUGGCUUUUUGUUUUAUCCUGCUUCAGGUCUUCACAAUAUUUCCCUAAGGUUUUGAAAUCACCAAAAUCAUACUGUUACUCAUAGUCUGUCAUCAUUGUUAUGACAUAAGGCCACCAGGGUCCUGUACUGACAAAUGAGCAAGUCACAAUAUUGGUUGAUUUUAAGCUUCACUAAUACAACAGAAUGUAUUUGGGAAACGUAGACCAGCUUCUGCAGUAAAGUGGAUGUGUAUAUUUCUCCAGCAUGGUCAAAAUCCAUAGUGCGUCACGCUGUAUGCAUAUCUAGCCAGCAUACAUCAUAUGAUUUCAGUGUCAUUUUGUUAUGCCUGUAUAGUUAUAUAUAUCAGCGUGAUUGCACCUCAUCUUAUGUCUGUAUAUAUGUACAUCUAGCCAGCAUGAGUACACCCGAUCAUUUGUUGCGCCCGUAUGUGUUAACAUACAAUGCACUAUUUUGUGUUUUGGGAGAAAACACUCACAAGUUCAACCAUGUGUGGUAAAAAACGGGAUAAAUUAAUUGUGUUAUAUAUGUGUAGAUGGUCAGGUGUUAUAUACAAAUGUACAAAACUUUUUUUUUUUUUUGCUUUCGGCUGGAUAUUUGUGCAUUUUGUGGCUUUGGAAGUUGUAAGUAUUCUUGUACAUUUGUGGGGGUAGUUUGUGAAUCACACAUUUAAUAAUGAGACAGGUGGAACUGUUUAGGAUUGUUAUACAUGUACCGCUACACAUCAGCACCAGAUGUAUGCAGACUGUAAUCUCUCCAGCCUGGGCAAUAUCUUACCCUGGACAUUGACUAUUGUAUCACAUCAAGUCAACAUUGGCUGUUAUUGAUUUUACCCUGGACGUUGCCCGUUUUAUCACAUCAAGCCAAUAUUUGCUGUUAUUGGUGCAAUAUCAACAUUGUAUUAAUAAGAGAACCAAUAGGGUAACAUUUUCAGCCCCUAUAGGCUGUCGAGCUAUCGAUGUACCACAUACUGACAAAUUGAAACAAAGGGAAGCAACUCUGAUAGAUCAGAAUGCCAGGGUAAGAGAAAAACAAUGCAUUCACAGCCUUGUGGUGGAGACAACAGAAUCUCAACACUUGAUGUAAGAUUCUUAAGCUUCUAAACACCUGGCAAGCCUCAAGCUGGUGUUUGUCAACUUAAUAAUCUUCCUUUUUGAGUUGAGAUCCCAAAGGGAUGAAUAAUUUAAUAUUGGUCCACAUUCAGGACACAACUGAAUGUGCAUUUGAACCUCCUGUGAACAUAAAAUUCUGAAUGUACGCAAUUUUUCCAUGCAACAUAACAUUGAUUUCACAAAAUUGUUUUUGUUGAUCAGAUCUAACAUCUAUGCUAAAUUUCGAUAUUUGUUUGCUCAUAAAUCCUGGUGUCAAAUCAAAGAGGUUUUGUCAUCAUGAAGUGCUUAUUGAAUAACACCCAAUAUCUUACUGUAAAGUGAUCAGUUUUACCAUUUGUUUGGACUUUCAUGAUGCUCUAUUGCAUUUGAAGUUGUGUUUCAAAGGUAUGAAGCAGUGAUUAUGAUCAUACAUAUCCUGUACCUUUAGCAUUACUUACCGAAGCACUAUUUAACUAUUGUCUCAAUAGAAAUCCUAAUACAUAUAUAAUGAAGUGAUAAAUGUAUUGAAGAGAAAUCCUUCAAUGUCAUCUACAAAGCACUACUGCCUAUUCUAUUUCAGUGUCUCCUGGAUUUUUUUGCAGUUAUCAAUGAAUAUUCACUAUGUAUGCCUGUCGGGGAAAACCUAAUCAAAUUCCUUUCAAAAAUUCUCCCUUAAACAGUAGUAGUUAAUCUACUUAUUUGAUGUUGACAACUAUUUUCCAAGUUUGGUGUUGUGGUUAAGAUGUAGUGAAAUGUUUUCAAAUCCCAUUGAAAUAAGAGUGUUCUUAAAUUUCGCUCAGUUGACUUUGAGUCUGGCAAAACAGUGAAAGGAAACCCAGUGAAUAUUCCUCAAGUAAAAUUCUGUUGAAAGGUCCAGUAUGCAGGGAUAAGUUUACGUUGGUCACACAUCAUUUAACAGCUGCAAUUACCAUGUACUAGUGCUCGUCUCUAUGCUGUUAUAUAUACUGUCGUAAAUAUUGUUUUUAUGGGAGAUGUGUACUUACAGUGUAUUUCAAUACAAAGUACAGAUCGUAUCACAAACAUCACAAUCUUUUAGUAGCAAAUUGGUAUAAUUCUGCAUUUAUUGAAAAUUUAAAUAUUUAAAAGAAGAAGCCAGAGUCACAGAAACUACAUGUCAUGAACCUUUUUUAAACUAAAUGCAGGGCCUAUGCUGCUGUAGAGGAACAUUCCUAAGGAGGGUUUGGCAUCCAUAAAUAUAGUCCUACAGGGUUAGUAUAACUAGAGUUCUGGUAACCAGAUUUAUCAUAUGUUUUGGUAUAUCUUUUUGGUGUAUAUUGCCUUUUCAAUAAAAUCAUUAAUGGAUUAUAACUAUUUGAAUAAAGAGGGUUAAUAAUAUA
Molecule: messenger RNA, 5749 nt
Organism: Pecten maximus
Lineage: Eukaryota; Metazoa; Mollusca; Bivalvia; Pectinida; Pectinidae
Product: transmembrane protein 59-like
Exons: 6
Coding region: 23-988 (321 amino acids)
Source: RefSeq, a predicted model, not a curated record